GGAGAGAGGGAGAGAGAGGGAGUGUCUGACAGAAGACAGGAGGAGAGAGGGAGAGUCUGAUAGAAGACAGGAGGAGAGAGGGAGAGAGAGAGCGUCUGAUAGAAGACAGGAGGAGAGAGGGAGAGAGGGAGAGAGGCAGUUCCACAGGCAGAUGAUAGAAGCGGAUUGUCGGUCCUCUUGCGCUGUAGUCGGUCCUGUCUACCGGGAGCUGCUCGAGCGUUUCCUGAUUUUUUUCCGCUCUAACCACCGCCAAUUCCCCGUUAGAGCUCGAGGCCUCCACUUGUACCGUUUUCGUUAGUUUUGGGAAAGGAAAGGGGGGUGUAAAUCGCGUGUUGUCUGUCUGGGAACAUCGGCUAAACCCAGGGCUACAGCUCAUCUGGGUCAGAACCUCACGACCAGAAGCACCAGGUCUCCGGUAAAACGAUGGAGGACCUGGACCUUCCCCAGAUGAAGAGAGAGGUGGACAGUCUUCAUUACCAGCUGGCCAUCAACAGAGAGAAAUCCUCCAUCACUGUUACUGAGCUGGUGAAAUGGAUCGAGGGGUGUGUGUGUGACGACCCGUUCCUGAACCCAGAGCUGAUGAGGGCCAACCCCUGGGUGGAGAAAGGCAAAUGUGUGAUCCUCUAACGGACGCACACACACAACACUGAGACACACACACACACACACACACACACACACACACACACACACACACACACACACACACACACACACACACACACACACACACACACACACACACACACACACACACACACACACACACACACACACACACACACACACACACACACACACACACACCAAGUUAUCCCGUCCUAUUUAUUUGUACAUCCAUGUCUAUGGUUUUAGUUGAAAGUAGUCCCCUUCCCUUCCUGUGAGCAGAAUGUCCUGCAUUGAAAGUAGUCCCCUUCCUUCCUGUGAGCAGAAUGUCCUACAUUGAAAGUAGUCCCCUUCCUUCCUAUGAGCAGCAUGUCCUGCAUUGAAAGUAGUCCCCUUCCUUCCUGUGAGCAGCAUGUCCUGCAUUGAAAGUAGUCCCCUUCCUUCCUGUGAGCAGCAUGUCCUGCAUUGAAAGUAGUCCCCUUCCUUCCUGUGAGCAGCAUGUCCUGCAUUGAAAGUAGUCCCCUUCCUUUCUGUGAGCAGAAUGUCCUGCAUUGAAAAUAGCUCCCUUCCUUUGUUAAAAGAACCAGAUAGAAGUUUGUUGUUAACUAAAAUCACACUUUUUAUUGGCUUUUUACCCCACUGUCAAUCAGAAUGCAAAUGUUUUUAUUGGCUGUUUCCACUGUCAAUCAAACAUAAUAAAGAGGUGGUUUGACA
Salmo salar (Atlantic salmon) is the source of this 1320-nucleotide messenger RNA. RefSeq names its product guanine nucleotide-binding protein G(I)/G(S)/G(O) subunit gamma-13. Gene Ontology annotation, molecular function: G-protein beta-subunit binding. Lineage: Eukaryota; Metazoa; Chordata; Actinopteri; Salmoniformes; Salmonidae. Gene Ontology annotation, biological process: phospholipase C-activating G protein-coupled receptor signaling pathway; sensory perception of taste. Gene Ontology annotation, cellular component: heterotrimeric G-protein complex. The record is from RefSeq and is a predicted model, not a curated record.